CUCAGCACAGCACAGCAGAGACCAGCCAGCCAGCCAUGGACGUGAAGGCGGCCGCCCGCACGCCAGCGCAGGCCCCAAGCAGGUCCUCAUACAGCAUGGACCCCAAGGUGAGCUUCUGGCGGACGGCGGAGGGCGGCCGCGCCAGCAUCUGCGGCAGCUCGUCCUCGUCGGCCUACGUGUACGUCGACCUGCCGCCCGCCACCGGCGCCGGCGACGAAGACCUCAAGGGCGCCGCGCCGCCCGUGCUCUCGCUCAGCUUCGCCGCCAAGCUGUUCGAGCUGGUGCUGACGCUGGUGGCAGAAGGCCUGUACGCGGCGGGCGACGCGCUCAUCACGGACAACUUCCGCACGUUCAUCUUCCCGCACGUCGUCUACAACACGUUCAUCAUCGUCAGCGGGAUCGUCGUCACCAGCUACCUGCUGCGCAUCAAGAUGCAGGAGCUGCUCAUGCGCGUGCUGGGCACGAUGGCGGCGGUGAUGAUGCUGACGGCGGAGGGCGCGGUGCUGCGCUACUGCGUGACGGCGUGGCCCAAGUGGUCGGAGUACAUCGAGGACGAGCAGUCCAACCCCGAGCAGCUGGACGAGGAGGUGAAGGGCGCGGGCCCGCGGCGCGCCUUCCUCGCCGCACACCUCGCCGUCGCCGGCCUGCUCGCCGCCACGCACCUCGCCGACGUCGCGGCCUCGCUCGCCAGGACGCUGCGCGCCCUCUGACCUCACCUGUGGCGCUCCACACACCGCCGUCUCGUGGCCGCUCACAACAACGGUGACAGACUGGGGAGGCGAUCGCUGCGAUGUGAACUUUCAGUCACCUCUCAUAACAGCUGUUGCAACAAACGCGCCGUAGUCGGUUGCCCUACUUAAAAGAAGAACGCGCUUGAGCCGGGCUUUCCUGGGAGCAGGGAUCUUGCACAGCGCUAACAGGACGGGGCAUUUUGCGUCGUUAGGGACGCAAAAACUUAAAUAACUAACGCCUUUGUGUUCUCCCAAAAGAUGAAACUGCAAACGCAUUAAUUAUUCACUCCACACGUACUGUCUUGCGUAGUACGAUGGGCGUUCAAUAGGCACUGCAGCACUUUUCUUCUGGUUUUAUUGACGAUUCUGAUACACUCUUUUGUCUAGAAAAACCUAUUUUUCAAAAUAAUCUCCAUCCUAAGGCCAUUGUACUGGGAGAGUCUGUACUACUCUGCUGGCCCGCCCGGUUGGCCGUGCGGUCUAACGCACGGCUUUCCGGGCGGGAAGGAACGCCUGGUCCCCGCCACGAAUCCGCCCGGCGGAUUAGUGGUGAGGUCCGGUGAGCCGGCCAGUCUGUGGAUGGUGUUUAGGCGGUUUUCCAUCUGCCUCGGCGAAUGUGGGCUCGUUCCCCUUAUUCCGCCUCAGCUACACUGUGUCGGCGAUUGCUGCGCAAGCAGGUUCUCCACGUUCGCGUACACCACCAUUACUCUACCACGCAAACAUAGGGGUUACAUUCGUUUGAUGUGAGACGUUCCCUGGGGGGUCCACCGGGGGCCGAACCGCACAAUAACCCUGGGUUCGGUGUGGGGCGGCGGAGUGGUGGAUUGCGGUAGUCGUGGGGUUGUGGACCACUGCGGCUGCGGCGGGGAAGGAGCCUCUCCGUCGUUGCUCGGUCCCCGGUUAACAUAACAUAACCACUCUGCUAGUCGACGUCAGAAGCAACGUCUUGCUGCAUCAGUAACCUCCCCAUCAUCCACGUACGCAUCCAGCGGAGUGCAUAGAAGUCGGAAGGUGCAAGAAUCUGGGGAUGAGAGGACACUCCAAUGAUGACAGACGCCUCGCCAACGUCUCAUCGCGCUAUUGUUCACUGACAAGUCCCCACAGACAGGCUGCAAGUGCCUAUGAACAUCUGCGAUGCUACGCUUUUCCGUGAAAAGAAAUUCAGUAACAACUCUCCGCUUGGAACACAUCUUCGUUUCAGACACCAAUUUAAAGACUAGUUACAGCGCCGUUACCUAUUGGAAUUUCACUGAAUUGUGAAGGCUACACCGGGAAUAUUUCACGAUGUCCCACAGCAAAUUCCGCAUUUUUUCAAGCGAAACUGGUCGAGAAACAAUAUGUGUUGCAUUACUUAUUGAACGUCUCUCGUACAGUGUAUGAAAGCAGUUAUCGUAUUGUUGUUAUGAAUAAUUUUUACUAUUUGGAAGAAAUUCAAUGAAACUAUAAUCGUUUUACAGAUCUAUAACACACAACAAAAACUUCUGCUACAUACAACCACAAAAAAUUUACAUAAAUUUCAGCCUGUUUUAUACGCAAAUAAAGCAUAGAACUUAUACAAAAUGUUUUCCCUCUCCGUAAUAUAUGAUGUAUUACUAAUACUCAUCAAUAAGGCCAUUUAGUGAAAAGCCGAGUGCUUGAGUGACAAUAGUCACUUGUUUGAGUAAGUUCACUACGAGGUGUUGCAGGCGUGUGAGUGGUCAAUCUGGAGAACGAAGCUGGCGAGUGCUGAGGGGACUAAUACCUUUCAUUAUCGUUCAUAGUCGGUGAACUAGAACGGUAUUGACGCUCUUCAUUUAACACUCCCAGCCGGCCGUGGUGGCCGAGCGGUUCUAGGCUCUGCAGUCUGGAACCGCGCGACUGCUACAGUCGCUGGUUCGAAUCCUGCCUCGGGCAUGGAUGUAUGUGAUAUCCUUAGGUUAGUUAGGUUUAAGUAGUUCUAAGUUCUACGGGACUGAUGACCUCAGAUGUUAAGUCACAUAGUGCUCACAACCAUUUUUUUAAACACUCCCAUCCCCGUGAUGAUUCGGAAAACUCCAGUGUCGGUGUGAGGAAUGGUAUCUGGCCGAAUUUUUUUCACGGUCGUAGUCAUGGUUCUGAAGAACAUAUCUAUGCUUCAUCCUCUUGUGGUGGUGGUUUCGACAACUCUUCCAGACAAUUUGGAAAGCGGAGUCUAUCUUCCUUGAUCUCAUUUAAAUACUUGAGAAGGGAACUCGUUCCACCUCCUUUCUGGUCGGAGGACGUUCGGAUGUGGCUAAAAGAGGUGGUCCCGAUAGUUGAUGAGAUUCGGAAGAAUGUGGUUCACACUUCGUUGUUUCUGGACAAUAAUCGUCGCUGUUUCUGCGAAGGCCUUCCUUGGGUUCCUCUGACAUUUUGGGACAAAAUUCCGUACUUUAAAAAAGUGUCAUGCCAUCUUCCACAUAGUCUAGAAAUCUCAGCCUAUCGCUGUAGCUCGCUAUUUUGUUUUUUGUAGCAGACCCUAUGUUACCCACUUCUUCUUUUGUCUGUGGUCUGUAAUGAUCCCUUCGUGAUACCAUGUAGCACAUUGCUGGCACUUUAUCCAGGUGGAGCUACCUACAGCACUUGUUACUGCUUGUCUGAUGUCUUCCUCGGACCAUGACGCACUUGGCUUUUUCCCUUUGCGUGCACGGACCAUCUGAAAAGAAACCAAUGCAACACAUCUAACUUACAGGUAACGUGGAGACAAUCUUAACUGAUUGGUUGGUUGG
Schistocerca cancellata (South American locust) is the source of this 3457-nucleotide messenger RNA. RefSeq lists its product as uncharacterized. Lineage: Eukaryota; Metazoa; Arthropoda; Insecta; Orthoptera; Acrididae. Bases 36 to 710 code for a protein of 224 amino acids. The record is from RefSeq and is a predicted model, not a curated record. The transcript is spliced from 4 exons.